This is a messenger RNA of Oldenlandia corymbosa var. corymbosa, 2131 nucleotides long. The record is from the annotation of a GenBank genome assembly. Lineage: Eukaryota; Viridiplantae; Streptophyta; Magnoliopsida; Gentianales; Rubiaceae.
GUCCUGUUGAACUUUGUUCUUACUAAUGAAAAAUGUUUUGAUUAAAUAUUGUUGGUGACUGGUAACACAUAAAAUGUUUUCGUUGGUGAUGGAUUAAAUGUGAUUAUUAUACGGAGGAAAUAACUGUGGUAUGAAUGGGGUUUAAUGAACAAUUCGCGAAUUGUUGAAGUAAAGUUAAAGCAUAUAGUAUAUCAAGAAAAAAAGUUUACAACCGAUUCUGUUUAGGCAGGAUGCAUUACCGACGAUUUUAAUUUUAUGGUUAGAACAUAAGGUUGAUAGUGUUUCUUACCAACAUACUACACUAAUCACUUUUUGCAAUUAUUUAUUUUAGUAUCAUUUUCUCUUUUUCUGGAACCCUUACUCCACCUUAUAAAGUAUUAUUGGAGUAUUAUUUUCUAUCACAUUUUUUUUUUAGUUUAUAUCUGUCAUUUUUCACAAAUAUCUAUAUUUUCAUAAGAUUUUUUGCUCUACCUUGAGAUAAAUUAUGGUACUUCAAUAAUAGUUUUAAAAAAUUACUGUAAAAAUUACGUAGAAAUCCGUUGGAAUCAUCCCGGGUGGGCAAUACCCGUUUUACCUUUGCCCUAAUCUUCCCUCCUCUGCCGGAUGAACAAAAAAGCUGCCCCAAUCUACAGAAUUAAGCUGUGAAUUUGCCUCACAAGAUUAUCAAAUGAAUUACCUCAUCUAGAUUCUGUUUCCUGGUUGAUGAGACCAUAACCAUCAAGCUGAUCUCAAGAAACAAUGGCGUACAAAUCAAUUUUCGACUCUUCCAAGUUGACUGCUGAGUUCCAGAAUGCCCAAAUCAACACUCAGUUCAUCCCUCUCAUCUGGAAAUAUGUUUUACAGAACCCUAACUGCGAGUGGGAGGAUAUUCCCUCUUUGCCCUCGGCAGCUUAUCCUCUCCUGCGUUCCAAGUUCAAGUCGCUAACUUCUACUGUUCAAUCCGUCAUUGAUUCCACGGACCAAGUCACCACGAAGCUCCUGAUAUGUUUACAGAAUGGAGCUUCUGUGGAGGCCGUGAUCAUGAGAUAUGAUACACGUUUGGGAAAAUAUAAUGGGAAGGCUCGUCCCGGUGGACUGAGGUCCACUUUGUGUAUCUCCUCCCAGGUUGGAUGCAAAAUGGGCUGCAGGUUUUGUGCAACAGGAAGCAUGGGAUUCAAAAAUAAUCUAUCACCAGGAGAAAUUGUGGAACAGUUGGUUCUGGCCUCCCGACUAUCACCUAUACGUAAUGUUGUUUUCAUGGGAAUGGGAGAACCAUUAAAUAACUACUCUGCUGUGGUUGAAGCUAUACGAAUAAUGACAUCCUCACCAUUUCAGCUGUCUCCAAAGAAAAUUACUGUGUCUACGGUUGGCAUUAUCCCUGCUAUAAAGAAGCUUCAGCAUGAUAUACCAAAUUUAAACUUGGCUGUUUCACUGCAUGCACCGGUUCAAGAUAUUCGAUGUCAAAUCAUGCCUGCUGCACGAGCCUUCCCACUGGAGAGACUAAUGGAUGCAUUGAGAGAAUAUCAAGAAAAGUGUCAGCAGAAGAUUUUUAUUGAAUACAUAAUGCUUGAUGCUGUGAAUGACGAGCAGCAACAUGCUCAUCAACUUGGCAAGUUACUGGAGACGUUUCAAGUGGUUGUGAACCUCAUACCUUUUAAUCCGAUAGGCACUCUUAGUCCUUUCAAAUGUAGCAGUGACGAAAAAGUAAAUAGCUUCCAGAAAAUACUUCGAGAAGCGUAUAACAUCCGCACAACAGUACGGAAGCAAAUGGGACAGGACAUAAGUGGUGCAUGUGGUCAGCUGGUGAUCAACAUGCCAAAGAAGCAAUAUCCUAGUGGAGAUGCGGUGACAGACAUUGAAGAUCUACGCUUGUAACUGUAAUUUUUUAGGUGAGAUAUGUUAGUUUAUGCAGUACAAAUAGUUAAGUUAUUCGCAUUUCUGUAAAUAUUGUCCAUAGCAUCAAUAAUGUUUUCUGAAUGGUCAAUGAUCUUCCUGUUCUCUUAAGACUUCUAUGUGUUAAUUGCUGGAGAAAAAAGACAUAUUUAGUUGAUCUGAGUCCUCUUUAUGCAUCUGUUAAAUGAAUGUUCUCUUAUUCAGUCGAUCAUGCUUAUAUUUGUUUAUAUUUGAACAGGUAUUUAGGUUAUGGUGGGUA